UAUCACAGUGAAAGGGGAGGAGAAAUCAUUUUUACUUUCGUUUGUUACAGGAUCUCUGCACUUUGCAGAGCUUUCUUUUCCACACGUCUAUUAGAACAUUCACAAAGUAGUCCAGCAUGACUGUGCAUGAAAUCCUCCUGGAGUUUUUGGAUGAACUGGAUUCUAAGGAAAUGGAUUUAUUUACAUGGCACUUGACUAAAGGCGUAAACGACUUCAAAAUUCCCAAAAGUCAACUGGAGAAUAAACAACGGUUUGAGGUUGUGACAUGCAUGAUUCAACGCUAUCCAGACGGUGCUGGGAAUCUCACUCUGCUUGUUUUGGAAAAGAUGAAGCAGAUGAAUCUUGCAAAAGAGCUGCAGGAGAAGCUAGGCCAUAAUGUGGAUACACUGCAGUCCAAUCAUACUGCUGAGGCUGGUGCAGCACAGAAACAAGAGAGAUGCAAACCUGGAGCUGAGUUUGUGGAGAAGCACAGGACAGAGCUGAUCAGUAGAGUGUCUCUGGUGGAGCCCAUUGCAGAUGACAUGAAACCUUUGAUUGGAGAAGAAAAAUACCAAAUCAUCUUAAACUCAGGAACAAGACAAGCAAAAAUGAGAGCUCUUCUGGACUUCCUCACAACAUCUAAACUGAAAGAGAAUCUUUACCAAAGCCUUGUAAAACAUGACAAGUUCCUUGUUGAAGAUUUGGAGGAUUGUGUGUAGAUUUGGCUUAUUGUCAUUCAAGAUAUUAAGACAAAACAUGUUUGCACUGGAAGUUAAGGUAACACAGACAGGACAAUCGGUUUUGAUUAAUAAUAAUAGUGAUAAUAAUUAAUAACAGAGAGAUGGAAACCUGUAACAAGCUGUCCUUGCUUGAUAGUUAAUAAAAUAUUUGGAACUCUC
This is a messenger RNA of Cyprinus carpio (common carp), 878 nucleotides long. Its product is annotated as apoptosis-associated speck-like protein containing a CARD. NCBI's taxonomy places the organism in Eukaryota, Metazoa, Chordata, Actinopteri, Cypriniformes, Cyprinidae. The record is from RefSeq and is a predicted model, not a curated record. Gene Ontology annotation, cellular component: canonical inflammasome complex. Gene Ontology annotation, biological process: regulation of apoptotic process.